Molecule: messenger RNA, 880 nt
Organism: Gryllus bimaculatus (two-spotted cricket)
Lineage: Eukaryota; Metazoa; Arthropoda; Insecta; Orthoptera; Gryllidae
Source: the annotation of a GenBank genome assembly
UUUCAAUUUCCUUCGCUUGUUGCGCACUUUUUUGAGACUUGUUUAAAUUCGCCAGUCCAUCUUAUUUCUGGUUUUGAUAAUUAGGUUCCCCUAAUUUGUCAAGUUACUGUGACAAAGUUUCAUGCUUGUUUUGUCCACACAUCUGGACGAUCAGUUGUUUUCAUUGCGGUUACUUUAUUAUUAUAGUGUUUCGAUGAUUACGUGUGAAUGUAUGUGUUAAAAGAGUGACAUUCCAUCCAGUGGAAAGUGAUCUACGAUGUUUUACGUGUAUCCUGAUUGUGCAGCAGCAGCAGGUGCUUCCCGCCCGCCGCGAGUGUGCCAGUGCGAACGCGAAAUUCGGCUCGACUCGCCUGCGCCCAGGACUGUGAUAGCUGUAGUUGCUCAGGGGACGGCGCUGCGUGUGCGGCGAAGCUCCAUGUUGCUGCGUGCGGUGCUCCUCGUCGGCCUGCUGGCCUGCAGCGGGGUGUACCUGGGCUUCGACAAGCCCUUCUACGGCAUCGUGUUCAGCAAGGGCCACUACAGCAACGUGAACUGCGUGCACCUGCCGGCGGGGCUGGGCCGCACGUCGGCCAACUUCGAGAUCAGCAUCCACGCGUGCGGCACGGCCGGCAACACGGAGAACGGGCUGUACGGCUACGGCGCCGACUCGGGCUCGGGCACCUACUUCGAGAACAUCAUCGUGGUGCAGUACGACCCGCAGGUGCAGGAGGUGUGGGACCAGGCGCGCAAGCUGCGCUGCACGUGGCACGACCAAUACGAGAAGUCCGUCACCUUCCGCCCGUUCCCCGUCGACAUGCUGGACGUGGUGCGCGCCGACUUCGCCGGCGACAACGUGGGCUGCUGGAUGCAGAUCCAGAAAACAGCUUCAAUUUUGUUCUAA